AUGGCCACACCAGACAGAAGAGGGGUGUCCCGGGGAAGGGGGAGGGGACGGAGUCCUGGGGAGGGCGAGGAGGAGCACGGUCCCGCCCUUUCCGGCGGGGGCCCCGCCCUCCUCCUGUCACGUGGCCCCGAGCUCGGCAGCCAGUGGCUCGCCCUGACCCUGGAGACGGGAGCGCCGGGGCGGGGCCGAGGUCUGCGCGGUGACGCAGGCGCGCUCCCGGAGGGUCGGGACGGCCGAGGCGGGCGAAAAAAGGAAGCGGGAGGGCGCAGCAAGUCCUUAAAGGAGCCGCGUGCCCGGGUGCCGGGGCGAGGCGGGGCGGACCCGAGGGGGGUGAGCCGGGUCUCCACGCCGCGGUCGCCCAGGAGUGUGGGAUCCCCGGGCCCUGCCACCGCAACAGGCGGGCCGGGAAGGCCCGGGUGGGAGCCGGUGCGCGCUUCUCCCGCGGGCGCCGGAGACCCCGCCUCCACGCGCCGCCCCGCGCUGCCCGCUGCCCAGAGGGGCCGGGGAGGAGGCGGCCGGGGGGUUCCCCCAGGGCCGGGGCCCGCACGACGUUCGGGGUUGGGUGACGUGAAAAGGGGCGGCUUGCGUGGCGGCCCCCAGCCCCUGCCGGCACGCGGGGCCCUGGCCGUCCCUGACCCGCCGUCGGACGCCCGCGGGUGUGUCCGCGCCGCUCCCGGAGGCGGUCAGCUCGGGAGCCCUCGCCGUGCAGGCGGACACGCCUCCGGGCGCUGGCGGGGCGCCUGCCAGGCUUCGUCAUUCCCCAGGACGCCCCUCGCCCCUGCCCGCUGCGCAGUGCAGGCCCGGCUGGCCUCGCCGGGGCCCCGCAGUCGCUCGCUCCUCGUGCAGCCCGGGCCCCCGGCCCGCGCCGUCCAGCCGCCCGUGCGCACCCAUGGGUCCUGGGCAACCCCCCCCGGGGAAGCGGGCCCUGGGGGGGAUCCCCUCACCUCUCUGGCCUGCUGCACCUGAGGGUCCUCUCGGGGCCAGGCGGUGGCCUCACCCAUCCCCUGCGCCCUGUGUGCCCCCCUCCCACAGGCUGUGUGGCCACCGCCCCGUUUGGGUUUUGUCUCUGCCUUUUCCUCGGGAACGCCUGCCUCACCCGUAGGUACUGAGGCCCCCGGUGCUUGAGGCUCUUUGAGGGGGUCUCAACAGGUGCUCAGAAAGCAGUGCAGAUGGAUGCACAACCGGAUGAAAGCACCGCAGACCGAGGCGCACUAGGCUGUUAACUAUCAGCACAAGAGCAUGCUGUUCCUGGAAAGAGCUGUGCACUUGCCCUGCACUCCCUUCUCCUCCUUUGACACCUGUGUCCCCCCAGGCGGCCUGUGAUGUUUGUGUGGCCCAGUCCGUCUCCUGCCUACCACCCUUGGCACAGCUGAUGGGGUGUCUGUCCUUCCACUUACUCAGGCCAGUGACCUGGGGGCUCAUGGGCCCCUGUGUCCAACCGACUGGGGGACCCCCCCAUAGGCCCAGCAGCUGCCUGUCCCCCCAUAUCUGCCCUCACACCCCUGGAGGCCACUCACCUCACGGCAGCCAGGAUGAAACUGUCAGCGCUGCCCACCGCCCGCCUCUCCAGCCCUGCUGCUUCCGUCCGUGGAGCCCACUCUCCGGCCCGGAAGGCUGCUCCCAGCCCACCCUCGCCGGCCUUGGAAUUAGCCCCCUCCCUCCCUCUUAGGCAACUCCACUUCAUCCUGUGGUGCUGACUCCCUAUCACACAAGGUCCAUAAUCUUAUUUUUUUGUUUUCUCUUUGCUCCCAGAACCUAUGCUCCAUGAGAACAGGGAUCUUUAUUUUGUUCCAUGAGGUCAGAUACACAGUAGGUGCUCGGUAUUGAAUGUUAAGUAAAUAGAUUUAGCCCCGAUGAAUGUGUUGAGACCUAGAGGAUAUUGCAGAAGAAGCAACUGGGACUUUCAGAGAUGAGGAAACCCAGUGGGACGCACAAAACCCUUCCGAGGCGCGUCAGAACCAGAGCGUGGACAAGCAGCGAUGAAAAGCAGGGGAAGAGAAAGCGCAACGUAUAGUUAACAGAGGGUCCUGGGAUCAAGUCCUGCAUCGGGCUCCCUGCUCGGCGGGAAGCCUGCUUCUCUCUCU
Zalophus californianus (California sea lion) is the source of this 2084-nucleotide messenger RNA. RefSeq names its product collagen alpha-1(III) chain-like. The record is from RefSeq and is a predicted model, not a curated record. The transcript has 3 exons. The coding region runs from base 1 to 966 and encodes 321 amino acids. Lineage: Eukaryota; Metazoa; Chordata; Mammalia; Carnivora; Otariidae.